Triticum turgidum subsp. durum (durum wheat) is the source of this 612-nucleotide messenger RNA. Lineage: Eukaryota; Viridiplantae; Streptophyta; Magnoliopsida; Poales; Poaceae. The record is from the annotation of a GenBank genome assembly.
AUGACUGCUAAAUGUUCUUGCAAGCUUUUUGAGUCCAAUGGAAUCGUGUGCCGCCAUAUUAUCCGAGUGUUGAGGGGUGCGAAAAUAAAUGAAUUGCCAAGAAUUUAUGUUCUUAAGCGGUGGGAGAGAAAUUGCAAAAGGGACAUUAUCUUCGAUGGGGAAGGGAACAUGCUUGAAGAGAAUUUAAUUGACCCGGUUGACAUGGCUAUGAAAAGGAAGAUAGCUCUCAUUAGGAACAAGCUAGAAGAUCUCAUUCAGAAGUCUAAAGGUUCAAUGGAAGGAAUUGAAUUCCUGCACACUAGUUUGUGCAAUGCUGAGAUGGCUUUAGCCCAUCUCGUACCAGCUGUAGCAUGCAACACACGCGAAAAUGAGGAGUCAUUUAUCGGGAGCAUCAUUCCAAAGCACGUUACCAUCCACACACCUGCUGAUAUCAAUGCAAGGGGCACUUGCUCUAGAAUAAAGGGACACAGGGAUGCUGUGAGGAGUGGGUCGAGUGAGAAAAAAAGAAGGCCCGGAAUCCAUCAAAAAGUCGCACGCAAAUGUAGCAUUUGUAAGGAAGUGGCGUUCCAUGAUGCAAGGACAUGCUCUAAGAAACAAAUGACACAACAAUAG